Eurypyga helias (sunbittern) is the source of this 856-nucleotide messenger RNA. RefSeq names its product wingless-type MMTV integration site family, member 6 (gene WNT6). Gene Ontology annotation, cellular component: extracellular region. The record is from RefSeq and is a predicted model, not a curated record. Lineage: Eukaryota; Metazoa; Chordata; Aves; Eurypygiformes; Eurypygidae. Gene Ontology annotation, biological process: neuron differentiation; canonical Wnt signaling pathway; cell fate commitment. Gene Ontology annotation, molecular function: frizzled binding; cytokine activity.
AGUCUUUGCCAGAACUGACCCUGCAUACCGGCCCUCUCUGUUCUCCUGCAGAUAUCCGGGAGACGGCCUUCGUGUACGCCAUCACGGCAGCCGGCGUGAGCCACGCCAUCACGCAGGCCUGCAGCAUGGGCGAGCUGCUGCAGUGCGGCGGCGCGCUGACGCGGGCGGCCCCCCCCUCGCCCACGGUGGGUCCGGGCAUGGAGGGCACGGCCUGGGAAUGGGGCGGCUGCGGGGAUGAUGUGCAGUUCGGCUACGAGAAAUCCCAACAGUUCAUGGAUGCCAAGAGCAAGAAAGGCAAAAAUGACAUCCGAGCUCUCAUCGACCUGCACAACAAUGAAGCUGGGCGCUUGGCGGUGCGCAGCUACAUGAGGACAGAGUGCAAAUGCCACGGGCUGUCGGGGUCCUGCACCCUGCGGACCUGCUGGCGCAAGAUGCCCCAUUUCCGCGAGGUGGGAGACCGCCUCCUCGAGCGCUUCAAUGGGGCCUUCAAAGUGAUGGGAGGCAACGACGGGAAAACCCUCAUCCCCGUGGGCGACAACAUCAAACCUCCUGACAAGCAGGACCUCAUCUACUCGGCCGACUCACCCGAUUUCUGCUCGGCUAACCGUAAGACGGGCUCGCUGGGCACCCGAGGACGCGUGUGCAACAGCACAGCCAUGGACACGAGUGGGUGCGACCUGCUGUGCUGCGGGCGAGGGCACCGGGACGAGACGGUGGUGCUGGAGGAGAACUGCCUUUGCCGCUUCCACUGGUGCUGCGUGGUGCAGUGCCGCAAGUGCUCCGUCCGUCAGGAGCUCAGCCUCUGCGUCUGACAGCCGGCGGUCGGGCGAGGACAAUUCGGGGGGCCACCCCCAGG